CAUGCAACUUCUCUUUUCUCUUCUUCCUUUCUGCAGACUCUCCCCUGCCCUUCUCCUAGAGGUGGUAUUAGUUUUUGGGAGAUAGGCAGGGAUGUCUUCCCCGCCGCCGUCUCAAGAAUCUCCGCCACCACCCGCUCCUCCAUCUCCUGAUAAAUCAUCGCCCCCUCCACCAGAUAGCUCAUCGUCGCCGCCUCCUCCACCGGAUAAUUCAUCACCGCCUCCCCCGCCAGAUUCAUCGCCGCCGCCUUCACCGGAUUCUGACAAUAGCCCACCUCUACCUCCGAGCAACAACUCACCACCGCCGGGAAAUAGUGAAGCGAGUCCUCCCCCUCCACCCCUCUCACCACAUUCCUCAAAUGGGGAUUCAUCGCCUCCGCCACCUCCGCCCCGCUCUAAACCGCCCCCUCGUCCAAAGCGCCACAAAUCGGCGAAUGACACGUCGUCGUCAUCAAAUGAUGAUAGCAGUGAAAACGCGAUAGUGGCCGGAGCUGCGGCAGGAGCAGCGUUGCUACUGGUGGUAAUGCUAAUCUUGUUUAUUUGUUGCUGUAAACGGAAAAAGCGAAGGCGACAUAAUCGGAUGGCCUAUUAUGCCGAUCAUUCUCCUAGGAAAGGCGGCAAUGGCUACUACAACAAUCCCAAUAACGGGCAAUAUGGGAACUGGAACCCAAAUCAAAUGCCGUCCAGCGAUUAUUUCGUGAAGAUGCCACCGCCUCCUCCCAGCGCGGGAGUGAGUUCAGAGCACACCUGGCCCAUCGGGCCGCCUCCGCCUCCGCCGCCACUGCACAGCAGCGACAUGAGCUCCGCUGCGUUCUCCGGGCCACAUCAACCCCCAAAGCCACCUCCGCAUCCAUCCAUGGCCCUGGGAUUCAACCAGAGCAGCUUCACAUACGAAGAUCUGGCGGCCGCAACGGGCGGAUUUUCGAAGGAGAAGCUAUUAGGGCAAGGGGGAUUCGGGUAUGUGUACAAAGGGGUGUUGCCGAACGGGAAGGACAUCGCCGUGAAAUGCCUGAAGACGAACAGCGGGCAGGGGGAGAGGGAGUUUCAGGCGGAGGUGGAGAUAAUCAGCCGCGUCCAUCACCGUCACCUGGUGUCUCUGGUCGGCUAUUGCAUUUCUGGGGCUCAGAGGAUGCUCAUUUAUGAGUUUGUUCCUAACAAUACUCUUGAAUAUCAUCUUCAAGCUCCUGGCCGCCCUGUUAUGGACUUCGAAACAAGGCUCAAAAUUGCACUGGGAACGGCCAAAGGUUUUGCCUAUCUACACGAAGAUUGCCACCCUCGCAUCAUACAUAGAGAUAUCAAGGCUGCAAAUAUUCUCCUAGACUACAAUUUUGAUGCCAAGGUGGCUGAUUUUGGAUUGGCUAAGCUGUCAAACGAUACCAACACUCAUGUCUCUACGCGCAUCAUGGGAACAUUUGGGUACUUGGCACCAGAGUAUGCGGCUAGUGGCAAACUCACAGAAAAAUCAGAUGUUUACUCUUAUGGUGUUGUGCUCUUAGAACUCAUAACUGGGCGACGCCCCAUAGAUGUGAAUAAUGACGAUGAUGACAACUUAGUUGAUUGGGCAAGGCCUAUUCUGGCGAGUGCUGUAGACGGUGGAAGUUUUGAAGAGAUUGUGGAUCCGCGUUUGGAGAACAACUAUAAUUCGAAUGAGAUGCGACGCAUGGUGGUUUGUGCAGCUGCUUGCAUUAGGCAUUCUGCGAGGAGACGUCCAAAAAUGAGUCAGAUUGUGCGUGCGUUGGAAGGUGAUGUCUCGUUGAAUGAUCUAAACGAGGGAAUGAAAUCUGUACCCAGCACACUCUUUGGAUCUGGUGAGGGUUCAGAUUAUGAUUCUCAUUCUUACACCGACACAAGGGGGCAGAGAUCAGGGGCAUCAAGUCAAGAGUUCUCCAGCAGGGAGUUUGUCAAUUCCACGGGUGAUCAAUCUGGGGAGUACCGGAAAAAUGGUAGCUAAACGCACCAUAGUCCAUAGAAUCAAUUUUUUUACUUCCAAGAUUUGAUGGGAAAUGAUUAUACUCCACAAAUUGGAGUUUUUGGAGUUGUCAUAUAUGAUUUACGUGAAUGAUGACUAACGAGUUUAACUACUAAUGUAUUUUCAGUUUUUUCAAUGUUAAGUGUAUAGUGAAAGCAACCAAAAAUAGCAUUUUGUAUUUAUUUUGAUCUGUUGCUGCAAACACAGUCAGUUUCACAUUAUAGCCGAAUACAAGGGUUUGGAAAUUGGAAUGAAGCCAUUGAAAUUUCCUUUAA
Messenger RNA from Cuscuta epithymum, 2241 nucleotides. NCBI's taxonomy places the organism in Eukaryota, Viridiplantae, Streptophyta, Magnoliopsida, Solanales, Convolvulaceae. The record is from the annotation of a GenBank genome assembly.